GAUAAAAAAAAAUAACAAAACGUCAUUUUUGACAUUUUGAAGUGUCAGCUGUUGUGGUGAUUUAAAUGCAGUGGUUUUUGUUUAAGCAUCUAAAAACUGCACAAAAAAGCAUCCAAAUAGAAAUUGCGUAUGAAAAUAAACAAACGUAAUCUCAUUACAUAUUAAACUGCAAGCAAUAAAUAUAUUAAAUUAAUCAGCUAUUGAAUGCACUUAAAGCGGUAGAGCGUUUUGUAGGAAAACGCAAACAGCAAAGAAACGAAGUCAUGAGCUACGAGGACGACGAGUAUCAUGUGGACACGUUUCCAAAAGACUUUGGUUACGGUUCAUUCGAUCAGGAUGGCUUGGAUGAGCCUGGUAUGGGCGGUGGCGAAUCUAAACCACGCAUACUACUUAUGGGUUUGCGACGUUCGGGCAAAAGUUCUAUACAAAAAGUCGUCUUCCACAAAAUGUCACCGAACGAAACAUUGUUCCUUGAAUCAACAAGCAAAAUUGUUAAGGAUGACAUAAACAAUUCCAGCUUCGUGCAGUUUGAGAUUUGGGACUUUCCCGGACAAAUCGACUUCAUAGAUCCCACAUUCGAUUCCGAUAUGAUAUUCGGUGGUUGCGGUGCUUUGGUAUUCGUAAUCGAUGCGAAGGAUGAUUACAAUGAGGCAUUGACAAAAUUUAAGAAUACCGUUAUAAAAGCAUAUAAAGUAAAUCCACGCAUAAAGUUCGAAGUAUUCAUACACAAGGUUGAUGGUAUUAGUGACGACUCAAAAAUGGAAUCACAGCGGGAUAUACAUCAGCGCGCCUCUGACGAUCUGAGCGAUGCCGGACUUAACCAGAUACAUUUGAGUUUUCAUUUAACUUCCAUAUAUGAUCAUUCGAUAUUCGAAGCUUUCUCCAAAGUAGUGCAAAAAUUAAUACCACAAUUACCAACAUUGGAGAAUCUGCUCAACAUUUUUAUAUCGCAUUCGGGUAUCGAGAAAGCGUUCCUUUUUGAUGUAGUUUCAAAGAUCUACAUCGCCACCGAUUGUUCGCCUGUAGAUAUGCAAAGCUAUGAACUUUGUUGUGACAUGAUCGAUGUGGUCAUUGAUCUCUCGAGCAUUUAUAGCUCAGAGGAAGCGGCAUUCGACCAUGAAAGCUCUAGUCUCAUUAAGCUGAACAACAAUACGAUUUUGUAUUUACGAGAAGUAAACAAAUUUCUUGCGCUAGUAUGCAUAUUACGAGAGGAGAAUUUCAAUCGGCAAGGUGUUAUCGACUUUAACUUUUUAUGCUUCCGCAAAGCUAUCAGCGAAGUUUUUGAAUUGCGAAUGAAAAGCCAAAAACUCGAGACAUUAGAAGAACAAAUUGAACCAGAGGAUGAUGUUGUGGACGAGGAUGAGGAUGAGCUUGUUGCACGCGUUAAUGAGAAUCAUUUGAAUUAAUUUGUUCUUAUAACGCGUUUUUUUUUUAUAAACGGAUGUAUAUGCAUUCAAGAUGAUUUAACGAACAACCAUAGUAAGCAGGGCAAAAGAGUGUACAAGUUGUUUACAUUUUGUGUUAGGCAAUUAUAUGCGAUUUAAACCGAAA
Messenger RNA from Bactrocera latifrons, 1551 nucleotides. RefSeq names its product ras-related GTP-binding protein C (gene RagC-D). Gene Ontology annotation, cellular component: lysosome; Gtr1-Gtr2 GTPase complex; nucleus. NCBI's taxonomy places the organism in Eukaryota, Metazoa, Arthropoda, Insecta, Diptera, Tephritidae. The transcript is spliced from 5 exons. The record is from RefSeq and is a predicted model, not a curated record. Gene Ontology annotation, molecular function: GTPase activity; GTP binding. Bases 264 to 1406 code for a protein of 380 amino acids. Gene Ontology annotation, biological process: positive regulation of TOR signaling; cellular response to amino acid stimulus; regulation of autophagy.